Messenger RNA from Cucurbita moschata (crookneck pumpkin), 912 nucleotides. Its product is annotated as cyclin-U4-1-like. Lineage: Eukaryota; Viridiplantae; Streptophyta; Magnoliopsida; Cucurbitales; Cucurbitaceae. The coding region runs from base 92 to 724 and encodes 210 amino acids. The record is from RefSeq and is a predicted model, not a curated record. Gene Ontology annotation, biological process: regulation of cyclin-dependent protein serine/threonine kinase activity. Gene Ontology annotation, molecular function: protein kinase binding. The transcript has 2 exons.
CAUAGACACAGCAAGACAUUUAGCAGAACAAAAAACUUUACACACAUUACAGCGAACCCACCAAAGAAAAACUGAGAGGAUUCCUUCUUCAAUGGUGGAAGAAGAAAGCUCCUCCAUGAUGCCAAAGCUCAUCACUUUCCUCUCUUCUGUGCUUCAAAGAGUGGCCGAGUCGAACGACGAUCUCGUGGACGAUGACUCGGCCAUCGAAACGCAGAAGAACUCGGCGUUCCAUGGCUUGACUCGCCCAUCUAUCUCUCUUCAUACCUACCUUGAAAGGAUCUUCAAGUAUGCCAAUUGUAGCAACUCUUGCUUCAUUGUUGCUUAUGUUUAUCUUGACCGCUUUGCUCAAAGGCAGCCAUUGUUGCCUAUCAACUCCUUUAAUGUUCAUCGUUUGCUCAUUACAAGUGUUCUUGUUGCUGCCAAGUUCAUGGAUGAUCUGUGUUACAACAAUGGUUUCUAUGCAAGAGUUGGAGGGAUCAGCACAAGAGAAAUAAACUUUCUUGAAGUGGAUUUCCUCUUUGGAUUAGGGUUUCACUUGAAUGUGACACCCAACACAUUCCACACCUAUUGCUCUUGUUUACACAAAGAGAUGCUUCAACUAAAACCUCCUCUUAGUAACUCUCUAUUAACUUCUUCAGAAACAUCACUAAAUAAAGCUUCCCAUUUGAGCUUUGAAGAAGAUGAAGCUUCCCAUCAUCAAAACCAACACCAAGUAGCUGCUUAAACAAAUAAACCCACUAAUUAUUUUCAAGUUUUAGCUUAAAAAUAUCCCAUCAAAUUCAUUUGGGUCUUCCCCAAAUUACAUUUCCUCAAACUUUUAGUAUCGUUUCCUUAGUGGGUAUUGUAAAACUCGAUGAUCGAGAUUAUAAUGUACAGAUAUUGAAAUCCAGGAAGAAGUUCGAUUCGCUUUUC